AUGCCGCGAUCAUUACAUGUCGGAACUCCCCCAACCCACUCCUCCAUCAAAAGACAGCGGUCUCGGGAGAGUGAAACCGGUUCGUCUUUGUCUGGCAAAGCCUCUUCAAAUGGGGCUUCUGUCGACUCUGCAAACCACGAUGACGUGGCAAAAACCAUCACUGUGAAGAUCCCUUCUUACUUGAACAAAACUCCGUCAGACAUCGCGGCCGCAUUUAGUGACCUUGAAUGGACACAAAGAUAUCGUCUCACACAUGCAAUUCAACAUCCCCAAUCGUCCCCUUAUCGGGUUGAUCGAUCGGCCAAGGUAAUAGCCCGUAAUCGUUACGCCAAUGUAUCAGCCUGGGAAUUAUCUAGAGUUCGUCUGAAGAAACCCAUUGGAGGAUCGGAUUAUGUGAAUGCCUCCCCUAUAACACUCCCGACCCGUGGUUCAGAGCCUAGCUCCAAAAAUGCAUCAAGCUCUUCGCUAUCACAAAAAGCCUCACAGAGCGGUCUGGCAAAAUACAUUGCCACCCAGGGUCCGAAGGAAGGUCAAUAUUCUCCAUUCUGGCACAUGGUAAUGCAAGAGACUCCCGGAGAUGUAGGUGUGAUCAUUAUGCUCACACAGUUGUAUGAGGGCAACCGAGAGAAAUGUGCCGCCUACUACCCUAUUGAUUCAGAUCAUCCGACCAUAAUAUUACCAACAGACAAGGACAAUGCUGAUGAAGAAAGUGAUGAGGACCCUGAUGAUGGUGACCCUUUCCUGGACUCCCCUCCGUUGAGCGCCGUUGCUGAUAGUCCUCAAACAGACUCGGAAGCCGACAAGGAUUCACCAGAAGCCGGAAAUUCUGACGAAGAGGAAACUGGGGCUGGAACUGUUACCCUGAUAUCAUCUACCUAUGAUCCAAAACUCAAAUCUGAAGUUCGAAAAUUGAGAUUAACUAUUGGCGAUGAAACGAAGGAGAUCUACCAUUAUCUUUACAAUGGUUGGCCCGACUUCGGCAAACCAGAAGCAGAUGAUCGUUUGGCUCUGCUCGAGCUCAUCAAGGUCUCGCGGACCAUUGCUGAUGGGGCGCCGAGAGUAGUCCAUUGCUCAGCGGGCGUCGGACGAACAGGCACCUGGAUUGCACUGGACUACCUUCUCCAAGAACUGGAAGCAGGACGGUUGCUUGAAAGUGCACCACGUUCAAACAACGUCGAAUCCUCGACCAAAUCGAAAUCUGCCACUACACAUAAAACAUGGGGUCGGAGUGGUCCCUCGAAACCCAGCACACCCGAUCCACAGGAAGAUGAGGAUGUCGUUUUCGAAACGGUCAACUCCUUGCGCGAUCAGCGGAUGAUGAUGGUCAUGAACACAAUCCAGUAUGCCUUUCUCUACGAGGUGUUGAGGGAUGCUUUCAUUGAGAAGUACGCCGAAAAGGAGACCGGGCCCAUUAUUAUUGAGGUUCAAGAGCCGAGUCCUAAGAUUGCCAGGAAGCGAAGUCCGUUUGGUGGCAUGUUCGGACGUGACGGAAAACAUCGUCAUGAGGAUGACACAGUUUCGGAAGCAGAGACGGAGAUCAUGGAGCGCGAGAAAAUGGCCGCCACUGCUGCUGAUUCAGAGGUAGAGACUCCUAUCUUUGGCGAUAUGGAUGACCCAUACUCGGCUGUUGCACCCGACACGAUUCGACACGGAAUGGACCUGACGAGUCAGGAUGCUGCCGAUGAUCAUGAAGCGAAAUGA
Exophiala bonariae is the source of this 1701-nucleotide messenger RNA. RefSeq lists its product as uncharacterized. The transcript is spliced from 2 exons. The record is from RefSeq and is a predicted model, not a curated record. Gene Ontology annotation, biological process: protein dephosphorylation. NCBI's taxonomy places the organism in Eukaryota, Fungi, Ascomycota, Eurotiomycetes, Chaetothyriales, Herpotrichiellaceae. Gene Ontology annotation, molecular function: protein tyrosine phosphatase activity. The coding region runs from base 1 to 1701 and encodes 566 amino acids.